Knipowitschia caucasica is the source of this 402-nucleotide messenger RNA. NCBI's taxonomy places the organism in Eukaryota, Metazoa, Chordata, Actinopteri, Gobiiformes, Gobiidae. The record is from the annotation of a GenBank genome assembly.
AUGUGUGCGUCAUUCAUGCCGCUAGAGGGCGCUCUCUCUCCACGCGGUGUUCCAGUCCCUCCUCUCACAGACAGUCCACGGCCCCGGGCAUCACCGCCUCUCCUCCGCAUUCAGACAAGUGUCAUUCCGCUUGAGCCCUGCCCUCUGCUCUGCACGCUGAGUCCCCGUGUGGAUCAACUCAGUGCGGAUCCACGGCCUCCGCGACACACCGGGGCCAGGCACCUCCUCAGGCCGACAUGCCCGCGUCCUGAGCGGCCACAUAGCAGCCGCAGCCACGGUCUCCUCCUCUCUCCUCCGCUCUCCUCCCAAGCGCGCUCCACUUUGACGCAGCAUCAUGUGAAGCCCAAAUCCAGGCCAAAGAUGGAGGUGUGUGUGUGCUCGUGCCCGUCGCCACCCACCUGA